GGUUGAGCUGGGAUGCAUUACAUUUUUAUAAUCACGUGAUUCUAACUUUUUCUAUUUAAGACCCAAGUUUGGAUGGAAUUAGUCAAUUCAAAAUAAAGUUACAAAAAGAAAACUUAAAAACUAAGACAAUGAAGCCCUGUCUCGCCGUACUUCUUUUGGCAACAGCUUGUUAUGCCUUCCCAAAUGGAGCACCACCCGAUUCUUGCGAGGAUCUAUUGCCUAAACAUGCUAAAAAAGGAGCCGAUGGAAAACCUACUAAAGAAUUUUUUCAAGUUCAAACAAGUGUUUCUCCAUACAAACUAGAAGUUAAAGCUUUAAAAUGUGAUUUAGUUGAACUAACUAUUAUUGGUGCCAACUUUAAAGGAUUUAUGAUCCGAGCUUACGACAAAGAAGGAAAACCAAUAGAAGGACACUUUGUAGAAGAAGAUGGAUUAAAAACUAUAAAAUGUGACGAAGAUGAAGAUACAGCAACACACACUAAUUCCAAAGAAAAGGAUAAUUUCACCUUUCAAUGGAAGUACCCAGAAGGUUGUGACAAAGAAGAAGACACAGAAGUUAUUUUCAAGGGAAGCAUAAUGAAGAGUUAUUCCAGAUUUUGGAUGGUCGAAUCUGAACCUGCCAUACUUAAAAAUUCGGAUUAGAAAAGCAUUACAAAUAUUUAAUUGUUGAUUUAAAGUUAUUUAAAUUUACAAGAAAGCGUUUACAUGUUUUUUUUUUAUUUUCAAAUUUGAUUAAUAAAACAGA
Messenger RNA from Centruroides sculpturatus (bark scorpion), 744 nucleotides. Its product is annotated as putative defense protein Hdd11-like. The record is from RefSeq and is a predicted model, not a curated record. The coding region runs from base 129 to 641 and encodes 170 amino acids. The transcript is spliced from 5 exons. NCBI's taxonomy places the organism in Eukaryota, Metazoa, Arthropoda, Arachnida, Scorpiones, Buthidae. Gene Ontology annotation, molecular function: oxidoreductase activity, acting on metal ions.